GGCCGAGAGUCGAUCUGACUCGGGUAAUUAAUAUACCAUAUUAGAUAGAAACUUGAUCACUGUAUGUAAAAAGGAAUUAUGGUUUAAGAUUUAGGGUUGAAUUUCACGAUCCUUUUCGGUCACAUCCGUGUUCUGUACCAUUGAAGAACAAGAGAAGGCAUUGGUUUAGUAGUUGCACCAAAUCCUCUUUCCGGUUAGACGAGACACAUUCCUCAGGCUUCCCGUCCGUAUACCAACUUUAACCAACAUUUCACAUUUUCCCAUCUCUUUUUUUUCUCUUUUAUCUUAUAUAUGUUUUACUUUCUCUGUUACUCUCAAUUCAACUGUUGUAUCGUAUCCCCCUCCCUAAAUCUACACUUUAACACACAAUCACUUCGCAAUGGAGUCAUGGGCAUUCUACCUUCUCUUCAUCUUCUUCCCUUUCAAAGCUACAUCCGUCAUCACACAAGUUCACUACCACGAGUUUGUUAUUCAAGCAACACCGGUCAAGAGGCUGUGCAUAGUUCAUAAUGUGAUCACGGUGAAUGGACAGUUUCCAGGACCGACCUUGGAGGUACAGGACGGUGAUACUCUCGCCAUCACUGCCAUCAACAAAGCGCAGUACAACAUCAGCUUCCACUGGCAUGGUAUCCGACAGGUCCGGAACCCAUGGGCUGACGGACCAGAAUACAUAACGCAGUGCCCUAUUCAACCAGGAGGGAGUUACACGUACAGAUUCACAAUUCAAGAGCAAGAGGGUACCUUGUGGUGGCAUGCACACAGUCGAUGGCUCCGAGCCACCGUAUACGGAGCUCUCAUCAUCCGACCUAAGCUUGGCUCUCCUUACCCUUUUCCAGUUCUUCCCAAGAGAGAAAUUACACUCCUUUUAGGAGAAUGGUGGGAUAGAAACCCCAUGGAUGUCCUACAAUUGACCCAAUUCACCGGAGCAGCACCAAACGUAUCAGACUCCUUCACCAUCAAUGGUCAGCCCGGUGAUCUCUACAGAUGCUCAAAACAAGAAACUGUCAAAUAUCUUGUAAACUCAGGAGAGACGGUCCUCCUCAGGAUCAUUAACUCUGCAUUGAACCAAGAGCUGUUCUUCGGUGUCGCAAACCACAAACUAACUGUAGUUGCAGCGGACGCGUCAUACACCAAGCCUUUCUCAACCAAUGUCAUAAUGAUAGGUCCUGGUCAAACAACUGAUGUACUUCUUACGGCAGACCAGCCACCAGCCAAUUACUACAUGGCCGCACAUGCCUACAACAGUGCCAAUGCAGCUUUUGAUAACACCACCACUACAGCAAUACUCGAAUACAAAAGUGCUCCAUGUGUUGCACAAAAAGGCAAAUCACAAGCUUCAACCUUUACAAGCUCCACAAUAUUUCCACAGUUACCAGGAUUCAAUGACACAGCAACGGCAACAACGUUCACAAACCAGAUAAAGAGUCCCUCAAAGGUCGAAGUGCCCCUUGACAUCGACGAGUACUUGUUUUUCACAGUUGGCUUAGGCCUUUUCAACUGCUUAAACCCUAACAGCCCACGGUGUCAAGGUCCCAACGGCACCCGCUUCACUGCCAGCAUGAAUAACGUUUCCUUCAUCUUCCCCAGAAGGAAUUCUAUCAUGCAAGCAUAUUACCAAGGCACUCCUGGUGUUUUCACCAUGGAUUUUCCUGCUGUUCCUCCUCUGAAAUUUGACUACACAGGAAAUGUGAGCCGAGGGCUGUGGCAACCAGUCCGUGGAACAAAAGCCUACAAACUGAAGUACAAAUCGAAGGUGCAGAUUGUAUUGCAGGACACAAGUAUUGUCACAACAGAAAAUCAUCCUAUGCAUCUCCAUGGCUAUGAGUUCUAUGUUGUAGGGUCAGGAUUUGGCAACUUCAAUCCAAGAACAGAUUCAACCAGCUUCAACCUCGUUGACCCACCAAGAAGAAACACAAUUGGAACCCCUCCGGGCGGAUGGGUGGCUAUCAGAUUUGUGGCCGAUAAUCCAGGAGCUUGGCUCAUGCACUGUCACAUCGACUCACACCUGGCCUGGGGCCUGGCAAUGGUCUUCCUGGUCGAGAAUGGUGCCGGAGAAUUGCAGGCAGUACAGUCUCCACCAUUGGACCUGCCCCAAUGUUGAGAUACCCAAACAGAGGACAAAAUCCAAACACUUCGAUUUGGAGGCUCUCGAACACUUGUAUCUAUACAUUAUUUUCUCCUUAGUAUGGUUUUCCUUGGGAUUUGACGUUACCUCUUUUACAAAAUAAUGAAACAACAGACACAAUUUGCCACCGUCUACCGACUGAGUGUAAAUGUAUUAU
This is a messenger RNA of Tarenaya hassleriana, 2282 nucleotides long. Its product is annotated as laccase-13. Gene Ontology annotation, molecular function: hydroquinone:oxygen oxidoreductase activity; copper ion binding. Gene Ontology annotation, biological process: lignin catabolic process. The record is from RefSeq and is a predicted model, not a curated record. Gene Ontology annotation, cellular component: apoplast. The transcript has 6 exons. The coding region runs from base 380 to 2101 and encodes 573 amino acids. NCBI's taxonomy places the organism in Eukaryota, Viridiplantae, Streptophyta, Magnoliopsida, Brassicales, Cleomaceae.